Messenger RNA from Plasmodium vivax (malaria parasite P. vivax), 1265 nucleotides. RefSeq lists its product as hypothetical. The record is from RefSeq and is a predicted model, not a curated record. NCBI's taxonomy places the organism in Eukaryota, Apicomplexa, Aconoidasida, Haemosporida, Plasmodiidae. Bases 202 to 852 code for a protein of 216 amino acids. The transcript has a single exon.
CCCCAUCGUUAACGUUAACCCGUUUGUGCUCACACAUGCCAUUCAUCCGUUGCGGCGUCAUUUUUACUUCAGUUUGUUGUAGUUUAUUUGUUUUUUUUUUUUUUUCGUAAAAGCGAUUGCGGUGGAUGUAGACUCAUCCGCGUGGUCGCCAGCAGGUCCCUUCGCACACGUAGCAGUUGCGGCUGAGCGUCACUAACCAACAUGACCCCCUUAGUACUCCUCCCGCUUGCUUGCCUCUGGAUGGCGGCGUCCACCACGGCACACAUGUUCAGCCUCCCCCCCUCGAAAAAGACAUUAACAAGUCAGGAGCUUUUAAAAAGGGCUUCCAACUCCUCGGAGGAGGAUAACUAUUACACCAUGCAGGAUGUUCUUAGCGCACCUCUGAAGAGGGAGGACCCCCCCGUCCUCUACGACGACCUGCCGGACGAAAUAAAAAACAAAAUGGUAGACAACACAGAUGUGAAAAGGAUAAACAAGUUGAAAUCCGUUGCCCGAACCAAUGCAUUCAGGAGAUUCAAAAAAAGCUACGAGGAGGAAGAGUCCACUGUGGAGCAGCUCUACACCCAUAUGCGGGAAAUUAUAAGCGUCGCUCUUGGCAUCCCCCUAGAGGAAGUAAAUCUGCAUGACAUUAAUAUGUUGCUUGCCAAGUGGCGAAUGCUCAGCAGAGAGAGGGUCAACCGGAACGAGCAAAACAACGACCAACAUUUCUUUAAGAGCGUGAAAAGGCAUGACGCCCAUCCCAGUGGGGCAACUCCUUCUGCAGAAAUGGAUCAUACAGAACAGAUGAGAGAGAGAAGUGGUCGGGGGAGCUUCUUCAUACACCCGGAUUACCUCCUCCAGUUGGCCCUCUAACAGGCGAAUUGAACCGGGGGGAGGAGAGACACCUGGAUGGGAUGCAACGCCCCUUCUUGGCGGACGUCAGUGUUAAUCCCUACGAGCUGCUCUGCACCCACUUGUUCCCCCUCCUCACAUAAAUCACAGCGCGCAUCAUCGGAGGAACGCCUCUUCACAUGCGUAAAGCAGACGCACACCAACCCCGCUGCUCCUAAAAUGGACGCGCAGGGAUAAAACGGCACCCUAUGAUAGGACGAAUUGUAUUUUCGCUCUUCACGUUUGUUCUCGUGACGCCUGUGGGGUACCCUAUAUAAGUUUCCACGCAGUGAACGGUGAAAUAUUUUUUUUUUUUUUUUUUUUUUUGUAACAUUCUCCCAGACGGAGUAAAAACAGAAGCUGCAUAUUAAAUUCCCUGCGUGUAAAAAAGGGGU